Molecule: messenger RNA, 636 nt
Organism: Suillus clintonianus
Lineage: Eukaryota; Fungi; Basidiomycota; Agaricomycetes; Boletales; Suillaceae
Exons: 5
Coding region: 1-636 (211 amino acids)
Source: RefSeq, a predicted model, not a curated record
AUGGGCAUAUCCAAAGAAGAUACUAUUACCAAGUUCAACGAGCAAAUCAACAUGACUCCCGACGAGCUCGAACCGUGGCUUGCCUCGGAUAAGAGCCAUCAAGCAGGAACGGGAGUAGGUCUCGUGAGCGGUGCUAAGAUAGUGGAUAUCCUGAAGAAGAACCCGGACAUGGACCCAGGGAAGUACGAAGAGGGUGAUUUGGAUCACAUGCGCAAGGUGGUGGGUUACAAUAGCCGACAUCUGGUGCAAGAGGAUCAUCUCAAGGAAACCAAAACUAAGGAGGAGCUCGCCAAUACAAAGAGUACCAUAAGUUUCAAAAACUGGGGUCAUGACCCGGUGAAGGCACUCGAGGAAGAAGAGCGCGCGGAGUGCCAUAAUCAGCCGGGUGAAUUUUUGCCGCAAGAACCAGGGGACUCCCGAAAGGCAGGAAAAUUCAAACGGAGCGAUAACGGCGAGGAACCGCUGGCUAGCAAGAGAAAAAGAGACACCACUGACGGCAGGGUGGAUCAGUCCAAUGGCGAUGCUGAGGAAGAAACGCUGGCGAGAAACCGGGGCAAAUCUAAGAAGAGUCGCCAAUACAAGUCACCUACUAGGAAGUCUGCCAGGAAUCGCAAGGCCUUGAUGAAGAACCACUAG